Dromiciops gliroides (monito del monte) is the source of this 2975-nucleotide messenger RNA. It is a transcript of the gene RPL7L1, whose product is annotated as ribosomal protein L7 like 1. Gene Ontology annotation, cellular component: cytosolic large ribosomal subunit. The transcript is spliced from 7 exons. Lineage: Eukaryota; Metazoa; Chordata; Mammalia; Microbiotheria; Microbiotheriidae. Bases 238 to 981 code for a protein of 247 amino acids. Gene Ontology annotation, molecular function: RNA binding; structural constituent of ribosome. Gene Ontology annotation, biological process: maturation of LSU-rRNA from tricistronic rRNA transcript (SSU-rRNA, 5.8S rRNA, LSU-rRNA). The record is from RefSeq and is a predicted model, not a curated record.
CAGUUUGAAAGAAGGCGCACGACAGUGAGAAAGGAUAUUUAGUAUCUUCCCCAGGAGAUCUGGGUGCCAACGCCCAUUGCCCUCUUUAUCAGUCGACUUUUCCAGAGGCAAGGAUCCCACCAGCUCGCGGCUAGAGUAGGCCAACUCUAUGGUCAAAUUAACGUAGAAGGAUCGGCCUGAGCGUCUCUUUACGGAAGGGCCUGCAACCGCGCAUGCUCAGUAAGGGACGCAGGCAAGAUGGCGGAACCUGAGCCCAGAAAAAAGAUUCCUUUGGUCCCAGAGAACCUCCUAAAGAAGAGGAAAGCCUACCAAGCACUCAAAGCCACUCAGGCUAAGCAGGCGCUUUUGGAAAAGAGGAAGCAAAAGAAAGGGGGUCAACUCAAAUUUAGGCGGCUGGAAUCAUUUGUCCAUGAGUCCCAUCGGAUCGUCCGUGAUGUAGCUCGCCUCAGGCGCCUGGAUUCCAAGCCUGGGUGCUUUGUGCUAAAGGACACACAUCGUCUGGCUUUUGUGGUCCGUAUGGAAAGGAUUAAUGGAGUGAGUAGCCUGGUGACUAAAACAAUACAGGAGCUUCGUCUGAAGAAAAUGUAUAGUGGCGUAUUUGUUCAAAUGACUCCAGCUUCGUUAAAGAAACUUCGAACUAUAGAGCCUUAUGUAGCUUGGGGGUACCCUAACCUAAAAUCUGUCCGUGAACUCAUUCUGAAACGAGGACAAACCUGGAUAAAUAAUAAGAAAGUCUCCCUAACAGAUAAUACUCUGAUUGAGGAGUGUCUAGGGAAGUUCGGUAUCAUUUGCCUGGAAGAUAUCAUCCAUGAAAUCUGCUCAGUGGGAGAGCAUUUCUCUCAGGUCUCGAGGUUCUUGUGUCCUUUCCCCUUAUCUGUGGCCCGCCAUGCUGCCAAGAAUAGAGUGGGUUUUGUCAAGGAAAUGGGCAAACCUGGCUACCGAGGUGAAAGCAUCAAUCAGCUCAUUAGGCAGCUGAACUAGGCCCAGGAUCUCAGAAGAUUUCUCUCUCUUCCGAGUUUUUACCCAGUAUCUUCAAAGAAGAUUUCUUUUCUGCUGGAACUUCUCCAGGAACUGAUCAGAUGGGAAGAAAAGAGUGUUAUCUGUGUAGAAGGAACUUCUUCACCUUCUAUACUCUUCCUCAAGGAAGAAACCAUAUUGGUUUAUGCAGCUAGCUUCACCUUGGAUUAAAGUCUCAGGACCAGUGAAGAAGAGGAGUAAUACCUGCUGUUCCAGGAUUGGAAGCUAGAUUAAACCCAUCCCAGUUUUUCUGUGGUGGUCUCCCAUCCAGGAAGCAAUCAGCUGCUGGCCAUAUACCAUAUAUGAUUCUCUGAAGGUUGAAUGUUGGUGAAAUACUUUGUCACUCUGCUCUCCACUUGGAACAAGACAAUGGGACCUGAUCUGGGGUUUGAACUGACUUUCAAAUAUAAUAGGCCAUCAUCUCCUUGGAACUGCUGUUUUCCCCGAUCUGCUAUGACUCAUGAGGUCCUUCCUAGCAGUUAUGUUAGGUGGUUUCCCAUGCAUUAGCGCCACUCUGGUGCCACCACUGUACACCAAGGUCCCAUUCCUUCCUGCCAUUAAAGUAGAGCUACUGACUGUAGUCUGCCACUAACUUAGCCCUUUCUGUGUCGAUGUGGAUCAAAUUUAUACUGACUGCUUUUCAUUACCUUUAUUUUGUGGUCUUCCCUUGCCCCACAAUCUAAAGUAAUUAGCAACUCAUUGUUAAAGUAUCCCUAAGAGGUAGCAAUUAAUAAUAGCUGACAUAUGGGGCACUUUAAAGUUUGCAAAAUGCUAUACUUAUAUUGUCAUUUAACCCUCACAACAGCCCUAUGGAGUAAAUGCUCCUUGGUCCAUAUUAUACAAAAAGAAAUAUAUCUCAGAGAAUUUAACCUACCCAAGGACACACAGCUAGGAGAUUUCUAAGGUGGAAUUCAAACCCAGGUCUUACUGACCUUAAGUUCAGCACACCAUCUUGUACAACACACAUGAGCUAGAGGUGUUAGCCAAGAUUUCACAUAUGGUCUGAGUUACUAUUCCUACCUCUAGAUGGAUGUGGGAGGGAAGAAGAAACAGGUGUUUAUUAAUGGCCUACUAUGUGCUGAGCACUUUACCACUGUUAUCUUAUUGGAUCUUGUCUUGGGAACCACAAUAGGAACUUUCCCUUCUCUCUAGGCAGCUUUUUUUUUUUUUUUAGUGAGGCAGUUGGGGUUAAGUGACUUGCCCAGGGUCACACAGAUAGUAAGUGUUAAGUGUCUGAGGCUGGAUUUGAACUCAGGUCCUCCUGACUCCAGGGCCGGUGCUCUAUCCACUGCUCCACCUAGGCAGCUCUUAACCCCUUGAAUCCAUCUCACUUUUUCUGACACUAAUUAAUUUGCUGAGCAGAUGUCUUUGGCACUUGAGAAAGAUGAAGCAGCAUAAUUCUUAUCUAGGCUGCCACUUGGUGGCACGUUGUUUCUCUAUAAGAGUACCACCACAGGGGCGGCUAGGUGGCACAGUGGAUAAAGCACCGGCCCUGGAUUCAGGAGGACCUGAGUUCAAAUCCGAACUCAGACAUUUGACACUUAACAGCUGUGUGACCCUGGGCAAGUCACUUAACCCUCAUUGCCCUGAAAGAAAAGGAAAAAAAAGAAUACCACCACUUGCUUUUUUAUUCCCUUCUGAAACAUUUUCCUAGUUUUUCAAUGAAAAAAAAAAGCAGCAUUCUUGAAAUGUUGGAGACUGUUUUAAAGUCCCCUGGAAAACUGAAUAGGUUUGUGCUAAUUUUAGGGCCACCCAUGGUUUAACUUAGAAACUAGCCAAGGACUCCCUUUUCCCAGGUUACACUACUUGCUAAGAACUGUUACUGGUAUACUCAGGUUUCCUGUCUUUCCAAUGUCAACUUAAAGACCAUAUAAAAGCUGUUUAACUAGAAAUGUAAAAGGGUGUCAUUUGUACUACCAGUUACUGAAAUAUUUGCAAAUUAAAUUCUUCUGAAUUAU